Messenger RNA from Phycomyces blakesleeanus NRRL 1555(-), 1038 nucleotides. RefSeq lists its product as hypothetical. The transcript has 4 exons. Bases 1 to 1038 code for a protein of 345 amino acids. The record is from RefSeq and is a predicted model, not a curated record. Lineage: Eukaryota; Fungi; Mucoromycota; Mucoromycetes; Mucorales; Phycomycetaceae.
AUGCGGAUCCAGGCAGCCAUGAUCACACUCUUUCUGGCCAGACUCUACACGCAACACUUGAUGUGGUUCAAGAAUGGCUUUGUGAAGAAGAAUGAAGGACAACACUACCUCAAUGGCGUACCUGAACAAGCAGGAUGGCUCCAAGGCCUUUUAUCUAAUGACACUGACUACCAAGAUAUAGAGGCUGUGUCUGCACCAUGGGUUGAGGUUGACAGCCCAGUAUAUAGCAGGCAAGGAGAAUGUGGAGGCGGAUUUGGCAUCUCAUUGCACAUUUACAAAGAACUUGUGAAAGCUGUCUUGUCCAGCUUUUCAAGCUAUCUAACAGACAUGGGGUCCUCAUUCCAUGGACUUAUUUGCAGUCUGGCUGACCCACCUUCUCCCAACUUUUGUUUCAUGGAGACCAGACCCAAAGGCAACAUACUUGCACAAGAUCUGGCAAGAGUACAUAGUGACAACAGUAGUAGCAUCAAUUUGGCCAAGUGCAUGGUGGUACCCAUUGCUCCUCCAGAUGAGUAUAGGUCCCCCUCUCCUCUUGACAUCCCAGGACAUAAUUCUGGCUUCCCCAAGACAUCUUGGCUAUUGAAGAACCCUCAGUGGAGACUAGGUGUAUACAGAGUCUCAAGCGUUGGUUUCAAGAUACAGGACUCAAUGCAGAGUCAGUUAAUAUCUUCAUGUUUAGAGACUAUUAAAAACUAUCAUACAGCAGCCCUCAAGUUACAUAGAGAUCCUACUUCCUUGCGUACUCAUAAAGACAUCCAUUCCUUGUUUGCUUGCUUGGCUAAAAUGGCUAUUCUGACUCAACAACACAAGACCCACAUGGACCUAACUCCAACUCUUUCCUUCCUUGCUUCGAUUCCAUCUCUUGCCUCCACAUCCCUUGCAGCACUAGCAUGGAAAACAGUCUUCCUGCUUGCCAUGGCUGCCUUCCUCAGGCCCUCUGAUUUGAACUGCUUGCAGCUUACCUCGGCUUACCUCCAGACCAACACGGGAGCACUUGUGUUUGAUUUGCAUGCACCAAAGGAAUGCAGACGAGAUUAA